This is a messenger RNA of Odobenus rosmarus divergens (Pacific walrus), 9706 nucleotides long. RefSeq names its product vacuolar protein sorting 13 homolog A (S. cerevisiae) (gene VPS13A). Lineage: Eukaryota; Metazoa; Chordata; Mammalia; Carnivora; Odobenidae. Gene Ontology annotation, cellular component: extrinsic component of membrane. The transcript is spliced from 72 exons. Bases 74 to 9586 code for a protein of 3170 amino acids. The record is from RefSeq and is a predicted model, not a curated record. Gene Ontology annotation, biological process: protein targeting to vacuole; autophagy; protein retention in Golgi apparatus.
GAGGGCGCGGGACGUCAGGCGCUGGAGGAAGGACCGCGGGGGGCGGCUGCCGUGUCCACCGCUGCUGAGGAAAAUGGUGUUCGAGUCGGUGGUCGUGGACGUGUUGAACCGGUUCUUGGGGGACUAUGUGGUGAACCUGGACACGUCCCAGCUCACCCUGGGCAUCUGGGGAGGAGCUGUGGCCUUGAAGAAUCUUGAAAUUAAAGAAAACGCUCUGAGUCAACUGGAUGUACCAUUUAAAGUUAAAGUUGGUCAUAUAGGUAAUCUUAAUCUUAUAAUUCCAUGGAAAAACCUGUAUACUCAACCAGUUGAAGCUGUCCUGGGAGACAUUUAUUUACUCAUAGUGCCUUCUUCUAAAAUAAAAUAUGAUCCUUUAAAAGAAGAAAAACAACUCUUGGAAGCAAAACAACAUGAACUUAAACGAAUAGAAGAAGCAAAACAAAAAGUAGCUGAUCAAGAAAAACUUCGGGUGGAGAAACAGGACACUUUUACAGAAAAAUUAAUUACUCAGAUCAUAAAAAAUCUUCAAGUGAAAAUUUCCAACAUCCAUAUUCGUUAUGAGGAUGAUAUCACAAAUCGAGACAAUCCACUGUCAUUUGGUAUUUCCCUUCAAAAUCUCAGCAUGCAGACAACUGAUCAAAACUGGGUUCCGUGUUUACAUGAUGAAACUGAGAAACUAUUUUGUAAGUUAAUCCGAUUGGAUAACCUUUUUGCCUAUUGGAAUGUGAAGUCUCAGUUGUUUUACCUUAAUGAUUAUGAUGAAUCAUUGGACAGCUUGAAGAAGGGCAUUGUCAAUGGAAAUAUUGUUCCAAAAGGUUAUGAUUUUGUGUUUCGCCCCAUAUCUGCUAAUGCCAAACUUCAGAUGAAUCGGCGAUCAGAUUUUGACUUUUCUGCCCCCAAGAUAAACCUGGAUGUUGAGUUACAUGACAUAGCAAUUGAACUUAAUAAACCACAGUAUUUCAGUGUUAUGGAGCUUCUUGAAUCAGUUGAUAUGAUGACGCAAAAUCUCCCAUAUAGGAAAUUCAAACCUGAUGUACCUCUUCACUAUCAUGCCAGAGACUGGUGGGCUUAUGCUAUACACGGUGUUCUUGAAGUAAAUGUCUGCCCCCGGUUACGGAUGUGGUCAUGGAAACAUAUUAGAGAACACAGGCAAAAAAUGAAGCAGUAUAAAGAACUGUAUAAAAAAAAGAUAACAACUAAGAAGCCAACUGGUGAAAUUCUCAUGUCUUUGGAGGAGUUGGAAAAGACCUUGGAUGUAUUUAAUAUAACUAUAUCAAGACAACAGGCAGAAGUUGAGGUAAAGAAAGCUGGAUAUAGGAUUUUCAGAGAAGGAGCAAAAGAUUCAGAGGAAAAUAAAGGAUGGUUUAGCUGGCUGUGGACUUGGUCAGAACCGAGAAAUAAAGAACAACCAGACGUUAAGCCUGGAAUUCUUGAAGAAAUGUUGACCUCUGAAGAAAAAACUUUACUCUAUGAAGCAAUUGGCUAUAGUGAAACAGCAGUUGAUCCAACCUUGCCAAAAACAUUUGAAGCCAUGAAGUUCUUUGUUCACUUGAAAAGUAUGUCUAUUGUUCUAAGAGAAAAACAAGAGACACCUGAGCUGUUAGAUAUUGUAGUAGAAGAAUUUAGCACUUUGAUUGUGCAAAGACCAGGAGCACAAGCCAUUAAAUUUGAAACCAAAAUUGAUUCAUUUCAUGUUACUGGCUUACCAGAUAAUUCAACAAAACCCCGCCUCCUUUCUUCAUUGGAUGAUGCUACGUCACUCUUCCAAAUUAUAUUUGAGAUAAAUCCAUUAGAUGAAACUGUUGCUCAAAGAUGUAUCAUAGAAGCUGAACCUUUAGAAAUGAUAUAUGAUGCAAGAACAGUGAAUAGUAUAGUGGAAUUCUUCAGACCUCCAAAAGAGGUAAACCUAGCACAGCUCACUUCAGCGACUUUGACAAAACUUGAAGAAUUUCGUGACAAGACAGCAACAGGUCUACUGUAUAUUAUUGAAACACAGAAAGUUCUUGAUCUCAAAAUUAAUUUGAAGGCUUCAUAUGUUAUUAUCCCACAAGGUGGAAUAUUUAGCCCUACAUCAAAUCUACUACUUUUGGAUCUUGGUCAUCUAAAGGUGACAAGUAAAAGUCGUUCAGAAUUGCCAGAUAUGAAACCAGGUGGGGCCAGACUUGAAGAGAUCAUGCAUAGAGCUUAUGAUUCCUUUGAUGUUCAGCUUACAAGCAUACAGCUGCUUUACAGCACAGUUGGCGAUGAUUGGAGAGAAGCACGAAAACUCAAUGUAUCUACACAGCAUAUUUUGGUACCUAUGCACUUCAAUGUGGAGCUCUCUAAGGCCAUGGUUUUCAUGGAUAUAAGGAUGCCCAAAUUCAAGAUUUUUGGAAAGUUACCACUGAUUUCUUUACGAAUCUCAGAUAAAAAACUGCAAGGAAUUUUGGAAUUGAUUGAAAGCAUUCCGAAACCCACACCUGCAACUGAAACAUAUGCCCCUGCCAAACCAUUUCAGAUUCAAAGGUCCACUUCUUUGGGAACAUCACAGAUUUCACAGAAAAUGCUUCCUUUCUUGGAACUUCCAUGUGUUGAUGAUGAUUCAGAGGAAGAAUUUUUUGAUGCACCAUGUAGUCCCUUGGAUGAACCUCUUCAAUCUCCCACUGAAAUUCAAAGUUAUCAGAAAAAAUUUCAAAAGCUGGAUUGUUCAAAAAAUAUGAUUCAGUAUAAAAUAAGAUUUGAAGUGCCAGAGGUUUUGAUUCAGUUUUAUCACCUUGUUGGAGAUUCUGAAGUACCUGUGGUAGAAGUUGAUGUUUUAGGAUUGGGCACAGAUGUUGAACUUAGAACAUUUGAUUUGAAAGCAAAUGCCUUUUUGAAAGAGUUCUGCCUAAAAUGCCCAGAACACUUUGAUGCAAACAAGAAACCAAUUUAUUUGAUUACAACACUGGAUAAUACGAUGGAAGAUCUGCUAACAUUGGAAUAUGUGAAGGCUGAAAAGAAUCUACCCAACUUGAAAAGUACUUAUAACAAUGCUGUGCAACUGAUUAAGGUGAAUUUUUCCUCUUUGGAUAUUCAUUUACAUACUGAAGCACUUCUGAAUACAAUAAAUUAUUUUAAUAAUAUAAUUCCACAAUUGGAAGAAAAACCAGCCCCAGUGUCUGUUACAGAGACUGAAGACAAAGGAGAGGUCGUUAAAAAAAUGCCGUUAAAACUAUCCAAGAACGAAGAUAUUAUUACCUUGCAGAUUUUAGCAGAGUUAUCUUGUUUACAGAUCUUUAUUCAAGAUCAGAAACGUAACAUUGCUGAAAUUAAGAUCGAAGGGCUUGAUUCUGAGAUCAUUAUGAGGCCUGCCGCAACUGAAAUAAAUGCAAAGCUAAGGAAUAUAAUUGUUUUGGAUUCUGAUAAGACAGCUGUAUACAAAAAGGCUGUUUACAUCACUGGAAAAGAAGUUUUUAGCUUCAAAAUGAUUUCUUUUGUGGAUGCAACUGCUGGUUCUGCAUACACAGAUAUGAAUGUGGUUGACGUUCAAAUUAAUUUAACUGUUGGUUGCAUUGAAGUAGUUUUUAUCACAAAAUUUCUUUAUUCUAUAUUGGCUUUUAUAGAUAAUUUUCAAGCGGCUAAACAAGCCUUGGCUGAGGCUACUGUUCAGGCAGCAGGAAUGGCUGCUACUGGUGUAAAAGAAUUGGCACAGAGGAGUUCUAGAAUGGCAUUGGAUGUUAACAUCAAAGCCCCAGUGGUAGUCAUCCCACAGUCUCCAGUUUCUGAAAAUGUUUUUGUUGCUGAUUUUGGACUAAUUACAAUGACAAACACAUUCCAUGUAAUAACAGAGAGCCAGAGCAACCCCCCACCCGUUAUUGAUUUGAUAACAAUAAGGUUGAGUGAAAUGCGACUAUACAGGACUCAAUUUAUUGAUGAUGCAUACCAGGAAGUACUAGAUCUGCUAUUGCCGUUAAAUCUUGAGGUGAUUGUUGAGCGAAAUUUAUCUUGGGAGUGGUACCAGGAAGUUCCUUGUUUUAAUGUAAAUGCUCAGCUAAAGCCCAUGGAGUUCAUUCUUAGUCAAGAAGAUAUAACAACUAUUUUUAAAACAUUAUAUAGCAAUAUAUGGUAUGAAGAAGGUGGUGGUGCCUCACCUGCAGGACUAAAAGAUCGGAAUAGUGUUAAUAGUGGAGCUACUAAUGCUUCACACCAUUUAGAAGGAACAACUGUAGUGACUGCUGCCGUGGUAGAAAUACAUUCACAGGCCUCUCAAGUUAAGACAACACUGAAUAUGAGCUUCAGGACCGACUAUCUCACCAUGGUACUGUAUAGUCCAGGUCCUGAACAGACUUCCUUUACAGAUGUUCGUGAUCCUUCUCUGAAACUUGCUGAAUUUAAGUUGGAGAAUAUCAUAAGCACUGCAAAAAUGUAUACAGAUGACUCAACAUUUUCUUCCUUCUCAUUAAAAAACUGUAUUUUAGAUGAUAAAAGGCCUCAUGUCAAGAAGGCAACUCCUAGAAUGAUAGGACUGACAGUUGGGUUUGACAAAAAGGACAUGAUGGAUGUAAAGUAUAGAAGAGUCAGAGAUGGUUGGGUGACUGAUUUAGUCCUUCAAGAAACAUAUAUUUGUGCAAGUGUGGAAUUUCUGCUGACAGUUGCAAAUGUCUUUCUUGAGGCCUACACCACAGGCACUGCUGUAGAAACCAGUGUUCAGACAUGGACUGCUAAGGAAGAAGUAUCUGUACAGGAAUCAGAGAAGUGGGAAAUUAAUAUUAUUAUUAAAAAUCCUGAAAUUGUGUUUGUGGCUGAUAUGACAAGAAGUGAUGCUCCUGCAUUAGUCAUUACAACACAAUGUGAAAUUUGUUGGAAAGGUGACCUUGAGAAUAAUACAAUGACUGCUGCCAUUAAAGAUCUUCAAGUGAGAGCAUGCCCAUUUCUUCCAGUCAAGAGAAAAGGCAAAAUCACUACUGUUUUGCAGCCCUGUGACUUGUUCUAUCAAGCUACUCAAAUAGGUACAGAUCCACAAGUGAUUGAUAUAUCAAUAAAGUCCCUCACACUAAAGGUUUCACCAGUUAUCAUAAACACUGUGAUUACCAUAACAUCAGCACUUUAUACAUCCAAGGAUACCAUCCCACAAGAAACUACUUCUUCUACAGUACAUUUAUGGGAAAAGAAGGAUACAAAGAAUUUAAAAAUGUGGUUUCUUGAAGAACCAAAUGAAGUUGAAAACAAAGCUCCCACAACUGAAUUGAUACUCAAAGGAGAGAUGAUAAGAGUGAACAUUGAUUCUAUUUUUAUAGUUCUUGAGGCUGGAAUUGGUCAUAGAACAGUGCCUAUGCUGUUGGCAAAGUCACGUUUUUCAGGGGAGGGCAAAAACUGGAGUUCCUUGAUAAAUCUCUACUGUCAGCUUGACCUAGAAGUGCAUUAUUACAAUGAAAUGUUUGGUGUAUGGGAGCCUUUGCUUGAACCCUUAGAAAUUGAUCAGACUGAGGAUUUUAGACCAUGGAAUCUUGGAAUCAAGAUGAAAAAGAAAGCAAAAAAGGCCAUUGUUGAGUCAGAUACUGAAGAAGAAAAUUACAAAGUGCCAGAAUAUAAAACUGUUAUCAGUUUCCAUUCAAAAGACCAACUAAACAUUACAUUAUCCAAAUGUGGCCUUGUAAUGUUAAAUAAUUUAGUCAAGGCAUUUACAGAAGCUGCCACUGGAGCUUCAACUGUCUUCAUACGGGAUCUAGCGCCAUUUAUGAUUUUAAAUUCUCUUGGACUUACUGUCUCUGUUUCACCAAGUGAUUCUUUUAGUGUACUUAACGUCCCAUUGGCAAAAUCGUAUGUAUUGAAAAAUGAGGAGAGUUUAAGUAUGGACUAUGUGGGAACGAAAGACAAUGAUCAUUUCAGUGCAAUGACCAGCCUAAGCAGUAAACUCUUCUUCAUUCUUCUCACACCUGCUAGCCACUCUACUGCUGAUAAAAUCCCUUUAACAAAAGUGGGACGACGACUGUACACUGUAAGACACAGAGCAUCUGGGGUUGAAAGAUCGAUUGUUUGUCAAGUUGAUGGAGUGGAAGGAAGUAAGAAGAUAACAAUUCGCUCCCCAGUGCAGAUUAAAAAUCAUUUUUCAAUCCCACUUUGUGUUUAUGAAGGGAACACUUUAUUGGGAACGGCUUCACCUGGAAGUGAAUUCAACAUACCAUUAACAUCUUACCGAUCACCCCUUUCUCUGAAGCCAGAAGAUGAGGACUAUCAAACAUGUGAAAGAAUUGACUUUGAAGAAAUUAUAAAAAAUGAUGGCACUUUUCUAAAGAAGAAAUGUAGAUCUAAAAACACUGCUAAGAAACCAUUUAUCAUUCAUGUUGUACCGGAAAAAGAUAAUUUGGCUUCUCUGUCAGUGUAUUCAGAAGAUGGUUGGGACUUACCAUACAUAAUGCAUUUGUGGCCACCUAUCCUGCUCCGAAAUCUUCUUCCUUAUAAAAUUGCUUAUUAUAUAGAGGGGAUUGAACAUAAAGUUUAUACUCUAAAUGAAGGACAUUCAGCCCACAUUUGUACUGUGCAUUUGGAAAAAGCCAGACUACAUUUAAAAUUACUUGACUAUCUUAAUCAUGAUUGGAAAAGUGAAUAUCAUAUAAAACCUAAUCAGCAAGAUAUUAGUUUCAUCAAUUUUACCUGUGUUACAGAAAUAGAAAAGACUGAUUUAGAUAUUGCUAUCCACGUGACUUAUAAUAUUGGCCAGACAGUUGUGGCAUUUCAUAGUCCUUAUUGGAUGGUCAAUAAAACCAGUCGAAUGUUACAGUAUAAAGCAGAUGGAAUUCAUCGAAAGCAUCCACCUAAUUAUAAAAAGCCAGUUCUGUUUUCUUUUCAACCAAAGCACUUUUUUAAUAAUAAUAAGGUUCAGCUUAUGGUAACUGAUAGUGAAUUGUCGGAUCAGUUUUCAAUUGAUACUGUUGGUAGUCAUGGAGCUGUUAAAUGUAAAGGCCUGCAAAUGGACUAUCAAGUUGGUGUCACUAUAGACCUCAGCAGUUUUAAUAUUACCAGAAUUGUGACAUUUACUCCUUUUUAUAUGAUCGAAAACAAAAGCAAAUAUCAUAUAUCAGUGGCUGAACACGGAAAUGAUAAAUGGCUCUCUCUUGAUUUGGAGCAGUGUAUCCCCUUUUGGCCUGAGGAUGCUUCUAAUGCACUUCUUAUUCAAGUUGAAAGAAAUCAAGGCCCUCCCAAAAAGAUACAUUUUAACAAGCAAGCAAAUUGUAUUUUAUUGCGUCUGGACAAUGAGCUUGGAGGUAUUAUAGCAGAAGUUAAUUUGGCUGAGCAUUCUACAGUUAUUACAUUUUCAGAUUAUCAUGAUGGAGCAGCUCCAUUCCUAUUAAUAAAUCACACCAAGAGUGACAUUGUUCAGUACAAUCAAAGUUCUCUCAGUGAAAUAGAAGAUUCCCUCCCUCCUGGAAAAGCAGUAUUUUAUACAUGGGCUGAUCCAGUGGGCUCUAGAAAGCUGAAGUGGAGAUGUGGAAAAAGCCAUGGUGAAGUAGCACAAAAGGAUGAUAUGAUGACACCUAUAAAUUCGGGGAAAAAGACCAUUUAUUUAGUUUCAUUCUUUGAAGGCUUACAACGCAUUAUUUUAUUCACUGAAGAUCCAAGGGUAUUUAAAGCAACAUAUGAAAGUGAGAAAGCAGAGUUAGCAGAGCAAGAAAUUGUGUUGGCCUUACAAGAUGUUGGAAUUUCUCUCGUCAACAAUUACACAAAGCAAGAAGUAGCCUAUAUUGGCAUUACAAGUUCUGAUGUGGUUUGGGAGACAAAGCCCAAGAAGAAGGCAAGAUGGAAGCCAAUGAGUGUAAAGCACACUGAGAAGUUAGAGAAAGAAUUUAAGGAAUAUACUGAAUCUUCACCUUCAGAAGAUAAGGUUAUUGAAUUGGACACUAACAUUCCGGUUCGCUUCACACCUAGUGGUACUAACAUGAAAAUUCUGCAGCCACAUGUAAUAGCUAUAAGAAGAAAUUAUCUUCCAGCAUUGAAAGUAGAAUAUAGCACAUCCGCACAUCAGUCAUCAUUUAGAAUUCAAGUUUACAGAAUACAGAUCCAAAACCAGAUACAUGGUGCUAUAUUUCCAUUUGUGUUUUAUCCAAUUAAACCUCCCAAGUCGGUCACCAUGGAUUCAGCUCCAAAGCCCUUUACAGAUGUCAGUAUUGUCAUGAGAUCUGCAGGGCAUUCCCAGAUAUCACGUAUUAAGUAUUUCAAGGUGUUGAUCCAAGAAAUGGACCUCAGGUUAGAUCUUGGGUUUGUCUAUGCUUUAGCAGAACUUAUGACAGAAGCUGAAGUGACUGAAAAAACCGAGAUCGAACUUUUUCAUAAAGAUAUAGAAGCUUUCCAAGAAGAAUAUAAAACAGCUUCAUUAGCAGAUUCAUCACAAGUCAGUCUCUAUGAAUACUUCCAUAUAUCUCCUAUCAAGUUGCAUUUAAGUGUUUCACUGAGUUCCGGCAAAGAAGCUAAAGAUUCAGAACAACAGGAAGGACUGAUGGCUGUUCGUUCUUUAAAUCUUUUGCUGAAGAGUAUUGGUGCCACCCUUACAGAUGUACAAGAUGUAGUUUUUAAGCUUGCAUUUUUUGAACUGAACUAUCAGUUCCAUACAGCAUCUGAACUACAGUCUGAAGUAAUAAGACACUAUUCAAAACAGGCCAUUAAGCAAAUGUAUGUACUCAUUCUUGGACUUGAAGUUUUGGGAAAUCCCUUUGGCUUGAUUAGAGAAUUUUCUGAAGGUGUGGAAGCGUUUUUUUAUGAACCGUACCAGGGAGCCAUCCAGGGUCCCGAAGAGUUUGUGGAGGGGAUGGCAUUGGGACUGAAGGCACUAGUUGGUGGAGCUGUUGGUGGAUUAGCUGGUGCUGCCUCCAAAAUCACCAAUGCUAUGGCUAAGGGGGUGGCAGCCAUGACUCUGGAUGAAGACUAUCAACAGAAGAGAAGAGAGGCCAUGAAUAAGCAACCAGCUGGUCUCAGAGAAGGCAUCACUCGUGGAGGAAAAGGCUUAGUGUCUGGUUUUGUAAGUGGCAUAACAGGAAUUGUUACAAAACCAAUCAAAGGAGCUCAAAAAGAAGGAGCAGCUGGUUUCUUUAAAGGUGUUGGGAAAGGUUUAGUUGGAGCAGUAGCAAGGCCAACGGGAGGCAUCAUAGACAUGGCCAGCAGUACAUUUCAGGGAAUAAAAAGAGCUACAGAGACUUCUGAUGAAGUGGAGAGCCUGCGACCCCCUCGAUUCUUUAAUGAGGAUGGAGUUAUCAGACCUUACAGGUUGAGGGAUGGGACUGGAAACCAGAUGUUACAGGUCAUGGAAAAUGGGAGAUUUGCAAAAUACAAGUAUUUUACCCAUGUCAUGAUCAAUAAAACAGAUAUGUUAAUGAUCACUAAAAGUGGUGUAUUGUUUGUAACAAAAGGAACAUUUGGACAGCUUACAUGUGAGUGGCAGUACAGUUUUGAUGAGUUUACCAAAGAGCCGUUCAUUGUUCACGGGAGGAGAUUACGCAUUGAAGCAAAGGAACGGGUGAAGUCUGUGUUUCAUGCCAAAGAGUUUGGAAAAAUAAUUAACUUCAAGACCCCAGAGGAUGCUAGGUGGAUCCUCACAAAACUAGAAGAAGCAAGAGAACCUUCCCCAAGAUUCUGAUGGAGAAUACUGCCUGAAGAGACACAGCAAUAAAUCAUUAGAGUUUCAACCUUGUACCUUCCAAAACCAGUUUGGGAAGUAUAGUACAAAAGUAAUUUCAAGUACUAAAGAAAAAAAAAA